Messenger RNA from Colletotrichum acutatum, 623 nucleotides. RefSeq lists its product as uncharacterized. The record is from RefSeq and is a predicted model, not a curated record. Bases 163 to 450 code for a protein of 95 amino acids. NCBI's taxonomy places the organism in Eukaryota, Fungi, Ascomycota, Sordariomycetes, Glomerellales, Glomerellaceae. The transcript has 3 exons.
GGGUCGCGCGCCGAAAGCGCAGGCCAUCACUCCGUAGGUCCCCGACGUAUCUCCUGGCAUUGUCUUUCUUACGAGCCCGCCACUGUUAUUAGUAUUGAGCGUACGGCCUUCAGGAUGUAAUUUGCAUUGUAUCGAGUAGCACACGCUCCUUCUUUUGAUGCCAUGUCUGCCUCCCCCUACAUCAGGCAGGCGGGAAACUGGCAAGAGCGCCUUGAAGAUGCCUGCCAAAGAGCCAACAUCAUGCCACCUGUGUUCCAAAUCGUCUCCGAUCGGCGAGGAAGACGCACGGCUUGGUCUAGCCGGGUGACCGUCCACGGUCGCACGCUCUCGGCUCGGUUUUGGUACGACGGAAAAAACUUAAACAAUGCAAAGGAGGACGCCGCAGAAAUGGCUCUGAACUACCUCACAGGUUCCGAUCCUGGCAAGUCGACUACGACUCAGUCGUCGUGACACAAACUCGAGAGGACACUGCACUCGAAGCAUUGCACUCGAAGAAUCAUCAGCGCAAGAUCGGAGCCGGAUCGAGAUAGCACACCUAUGAAAUGAGACCGUUCAAGGUUUAUACUACUCUUUAAGGUGACUAGGCAAUCCAAUUGCUUUCCUACCUUCAGUUCCAUCCAACU